Molecule: messenger RNA, 2167 nt
Organism: Eupeodes corollae
Lineage: Eukaryota; Metazoa; Arthropoda; Insecta; Diptera; Syrphidae
Product: solute carrier family 2, facilitated glucose transporter member 1-like
Exons: 7
Coding region: 524-1984 (486 amino acids)
Biological process (GO): monosaccharide transmembrane transport
Cellular component (GO): membrane
Molecular function (GO): hexose transmembrane transporter activity
Source: RefSeq, a predicted model, not a curated record
CUUCCGAGUAGCAUAUUGUUGUAUUCGAGUACUUCAAUUGAGAGCAGAAUAGAAUACUGGAAAAUCAGAGAAAAAACCACCGUCUCAUAUCAAGUCAAGUCGGUCAGUCUCGAUGCAGCGGUUAUAUCGGCUUUAGCAAGACAAUUACAAAUCAUAAUCCACACUACCCUAACGACACUCUGCUUCACCAGAGCUAUAAUUUAAAAUCUCGUUAACUUAAACGAAUUUGAUAAUAAGAAUUACAAUUUUUCAUUGCUUUUGGAUGAGCAUCAUCUUCAUUUUUAUUUUGUAUGUUUAUAUCAACGGUUAAUAAAGGUAUACGCGAUUCAAAUUCCUGAUCCAGUUUAGUGCAUUUAACGAAUCGUGACGGUCGCAAACAACAUUUUACAAGGUUCAAAGGAUAAAGCAGGUUUUAAAGAAAUAAAGAUACCUAAGUUUAUUUAAAUUGUAUUUCAAAGAAAUAAUUUAAAUUUUAAAAGUGCUGUGCUAAAGGAUUAGUCCUUUAAUUUUUUUGAAAAAAAAGAUGGAAAAAAGUGAAUCACAGAUCGAAAAAAAACCACAAAAAUGGGGUGGUCUGUUGAUAUUGGUUUCUUUUGCAACGACAAUCGGUGCUUCAGUUCCUGUUGGGUACUGCCUUGGGUGUGUAAAUAGUCCCGCAUUGUUUAUCAAAGAUUGGUGCAAUGUUACGCUUAUUGAGAAAUAUGAUUGGCAUUUAUUAGAGAGCGAACUAGAUGUCCUAUGGGCAUCAAUCGUAUCAAUUCUCUUACUUGGUGGAAUGGUUGGAUCACUUUGUGGAGCAACUGUUUCCGAUAAGUUUGGAAGAAAAGGAGCAAUUUUAAUAGCAGGAGCUCUUCUUAUUAUUGCUGCAUUUAUGUUCAACUUUUGUCGGGAAGCUAAAUCAGUAGAACUUCUAUUGAUCGGCCGAUUCAUAGUUGGUAUUUCAUCGGGAAUAACUUAUACUGCUUUGCCCAUAUAUCUUUUAGAAAUAGCUCCGCCACAUCUACGAGAAACUCUGGGAGUUUUUUGUGCUGUUGGCGUAACAGCGGGUAUUGUAGUUGGACAAUUCUUUAGUUUGAAUUUCAUCUUUGGAACAGAACAGCUAUGGCAUUAUGCUCUGAGUUCCUAUGGAGCCUUGGUUGUUAUUUGUUAUCUUCCAUCCUAUUACUUCCCAGAAAGUCCCAAAUGGCUUUAUCUGAUUAAAGAUGAUGCUAAAGGUGCUCGCAGUAGUCUCAGUCGAUUGCGGCAAAACGAUGAAGCUCAAGUUAAUGCGGAAAUGCUCGAUCUGGAAAUUGAAGCCAAUACCAAAAUUGAGAAGAGCAGCUUUUGGUCGGUUAUAUCAAAUCCAGCUAUGAAACUACCACUUUUCGUUAUAUGCUGUUAUCAAGCUGGUCAGCAAUUAUCUGGUGUUAAUUCAAUAUUUUUCUACUCAGUUCCGAUUUUUAUGAAAGCAGGAUUCUCAGCAAACGAUGCUGAAUUGGCUAACCUAGGAGCUGGUUGUAUGAAUUUGGCAGUUUCUUUGAUGGGACCGAUUUUAAUGGCUAAGUUUAACAGAAGACCAAUGAUGCUGAUCUCCAGUUCUAUGUGUGCAUUCUUUUUGGUAGCCAUAGCUACAUCACUUUACUUUAUUGAUGCUGCACCGUGGAUAGCUCUGGCUUGUAUUGGGUGCAUCUUCAUUUUUAUAUUCUUCUUCCAAUUUGGUCUUGGUCCGAUGCCAUAUUUCAUUGGAGCAGAAAUUGUUGAAGUAUCUCCACGACCUGUAGCCAUGUCAUUGGGAAGUCUUUCCUCUUGGUUGUGCAAUCUGACAGUUGGAAUGACAUUCCCUCCGUUGAAUGCAUUGAUUGGUUCAUUUGUUUUCUUGCCUUUUGCGGUCGCGUGUACAAUUGUGUUUUUCGUAACUUAUUUCUUUGUUCCGGAAACUAGAGGGCGUGAUUCAUCACAACUUGCUCCAAUGAUGGCUAACGGUUUUAAAUCUAAGAUUAAGUAAAUUUGUACAUAUUUGUUUUUUAUUGUAGUGAUUUUAAGUAUUUUUAUAGUUUAUAUUUUAAGAUGUUUGUUAAACUGCCUUGUAAAUUAUUUAUUUUUUCGCAUCCAUGUAAUAUAUUCCUUUUUUAUUAUGAUAUGUACAAAGUUUUAUAAUAAAAUAAGAGAUAGACGAUAUUUCUUAAAA